AUGGUCGGUGUUACGAAGCUUAAAGACAAACAGUCCAUCUAUUUUGGACAUCCUUUCCAUUUCUGGAAGGAACGACAACGCUUGGAAAUGAAGACGACUGUUGACGUGGAAGAAAUGAAGAAACUGACCGACGUCGUGGACUAUGAUCUCGUGCAUUUGCAAAAAAGAGAAAAGUUGAAAGAACUGCUUGAAUCCGAAGAAGAGGCGUUGAUACAGGAACUGGUGACGAAGCAGGAGAUGGAGGAAUGCGGAUACUGUAAGGAAAAAGAGAAGAAGCAUAAAGGUUACCUAGAAGAGAUUGAAAAAGAGAAAAUAAGAGAAUGUCAGAAGGCUUUGGAGAGGGAGAAAAUAGCAAAAGGUACAAAAGUGGAUGUGAAAUGUCUCAAGCAACAACAGUUGAUGCAAGUCGAAGAGAAGAGGUGCAUCGAGAGGCAAGAACAACAUGUAGAUAUGAUGUGGCAUCAAGUCCUCAUGGAUGAUUGCAAUAGGAAGGAGCAUUUAGAAAGAUUAGCAGCUCAAAAGAGGCAGCAAGAGACAAUUGAAAGGCGAAGAUGUUACGACGAACAAAUAGCGAGCGCGAACAAGAAGAGACAAGAACUGAUACGACAGGAGAGGGAGAAGGAAAAUAGAAAGUUUGAGAAAAUCAAGAAGAAAAUGGAACAAGAUCACUAUGAAGCAAUCAAGAAGAAGAAGGAACAACAAGAGACGAACAGAAAGAACUUCAUAGAAGGACAUGAGCAGAAACUGAUGCGAAUCAGAAGCGAAAAGAUGAGAGCCAGGGAGAUAGAUAAUGGAACUAUACGAGUGGCACUGGAAGAACUGCGGAAAGAACGGGAGAGGAAUAUGAUACAAAUGAAAAACCUGCAAAUAGAAAAGCAGAUUUGCAUCAAAAACUACAACUGUGCUAGACGAAUGGCGUCCGCUAUGGAACAGGAGGCAGAGAUGAUAGCGGACGAAUGGCAGCGGCAGGCGCAGGAAAAGGCAGAUGAACAUAUGAGGCAGGUCGAACAAGAACAACGAUUAUGCAAAGAGAAAGCAGCGGAGGAAUACAGACGUCACGUUCAAGCUCGAAAUCGGGCGUUAGAGGAAGCAAAGCAUGAGAGGAGCCAGCGAAUGGAGCGGGUGACGAGGACGGCACUGACUGAGCUGCAGCAGAAGAUAGACAGCGCCAACCAGGAGUUGCGGAGACAAGCCGAGUAUAGAAACAGUUUGAGCUGCCAGAUCAGAGAAAAUGAGAAACACUUGGAAUCCGAAUUAAUAAACAUAGAAAAGAAGGACAGACCUCACACCAAAAAGGCUGCAAUGUUCAUGGAUGUCAUGUCAACGAGAUAUGCAAGCUCUCCGGCGAGAACUAGUUGGCCUUGGACCCUUGGUUCAGCCAAGGCCAAGCAGAAAAUGUACCUGAUUCAGUUGAUCAAUGCCAAGAGGUUUAGCAGUGAGGAAGCCGUAGAGCUUCUUGUAAAGCAAGUGCGUCAGGAACGCCAGCACUGUUCAUUGUUACGAAGGAAAUCUGCUAAAAGUCGCCAAAAGAAGAAUGCACAGCAAAGUCCAGAGAUAUCUUCGACAAGCAAUGGACAGUCACCUCCUAUUACUCGGACACCGAAACGUGUCAGUCACAUCCUCAUUCGGUACAGUCCAGAAGUCCAUUCGCCAAACAAAUAUCCUCGUUCUCUACAAAAAAGCAUCUCUAUAACGAGCAGUGAUCGAGUGCUUCGGAGCUUCAACCGGGUUAAAAAACCAAGUUACCUACUCAAUGAGAAUUUAAUGAGUAUGCUUAACAGUCCAGAAGAGAGAAACGAAAGAGUUAGUGAUACCAAUAAGGUAGAAAAGUGCAGAAUUGUGAAGAGAGUAUUUGCUAAAAAGAUUUUUGAUGGCCGCCAUUGUUUUAAAGGUGGAGAGUUAGUGCCAUUGCACAGAGAUGCGGCCACAUCACCACCACCUACAAGAAGAAAGCAAAGACUAAGUGGUGUCUACCCCCUCCAGCCUGAAGAUGUGAAACUGCCCACUGUAACAGUGAGACGAGCAGAUGGCAGCAUCUCUAAACUCAAAGCCAUCAUACAGAAACCACUACAACAAAUCCCUGACGUACCCAUCAACCGAAAAGAACCCUUACAAAUAACAGAGAGACCGCACAUAGAACCGAAUGUGUCUGAAAUAUCACAAAAUCUAAGCCAAAGAACAUCAAAUGCGAACUCAAGCACCCCAAAUUACAAUAAUCAAGUUUCAAACUGGUCUAGUAUGGGAUAUAAGACCACUAUGUCAGAGAUUCCUUGCAAUAUGAGCUACGUUACUCAAAAUAUGGCAGUGAAUUCAUUCAAUUACAACUAUCAAGCACCAACAAACGCUUCAGAUAAUGUACCACAGAACUAUACAAGACAUAGUAACAGUUCCGAAGACACAAUAUCAGUUGGUUACCGGGAGAAUCAGUCUGAUGAGUACGGGGUGUAUUAUCAUAAGAAGAUCAGAGCCGAACAGGUUCGGUCUUUGCGGAGCAGAGAGAUGGCUCGAAGUACUGAGAUGGAGUGUGAACUGCCAAGGAUCAGUGAAGUGUUUAGUAAAUUCAAUAGUGUUUAUUGUAGAGAUGUAACGCAACCGUUGUAUGUGCAAGUUGAUAAUGAACCAGCGAUUGCUCCGCCGAUUCAGUCCUACAUACCGGAUCCUCGCGUCCAAUACCAAGCAAAUACUCCAACCUUAGAGAAGUUCUACAACUUUAAAACUACGAACCAGUCUUUAUUGCAAACAUCGUCGUGUAACAAUACACGAACAGUUUACUGCACUCCCGUCAUUUCUACCGCGCUCUUGUCACCAUCAGCUCCCUAUGUUGCAGCCCCGCAGCGGGAUAGUCAGGGUCUGUACACGAACAACGAGGAGAUGACGCGCGUUCACGAUUUCUUCAGGAGUUUCCAUUGUGACGAUGAUACUGUCCAUGAUAGUCAAACUCUAGCGCACACAGCGGACUUUCAUCGCUCGCCGUCGUCCGUAGCGACGCUGACGUCACAGGAGCAGGACCCCGCCGCUAACAUCACUAUACCGGAGAUGGUGGAAGAUGCAUUCGAGAUCAUCAGCCAGGAUGGGGACUAUAUGGAACGGAUGGGAAUGGACAUACGGAUGCAGUGCAUCCUCUGCAGCUGGGCAGGACCCAAAAUCAUUCUCGAGUACCAUAUACGAAAGGAGCACGCCAGUCAGAUAGUAGAAUGCUUGGGCAGUGAAUGCGUGGCGCGGUACAGCCUGGGCGUACUGGCCGCGCGGCGUCGCUGUCUCACACACGUCUUGCAGCUCAAGGGGGACCUCUACCUACUGUCCGCGGAGUACAGGGACCCAGAUGACUUCAUAGCCUCGCUCUCUACAUUGUCCUACGAGCCGGACGCUCCAAAGACCGGCAGCAUGACGAUAUACAACAAGUUUAUUGUAUUAAUAAUGGAGCCGCCGCCCGCAGCGCCGCGAGAGCCACCUCCUAAGGACGGGAUAGGUCCAAGAGGAUUACCAGAGACAUACCAUACGGCUCGCGUCCUAGAUUCGACUGCCCGGUACGAGAAAUUUGUAAGAAAGCUCCGAAACUUGGAGGAGGAGCAAAGACGUGGUGCCAUCAACACUCUGAAGGAUUUGAAGGACACACAGUACAACGAUUUUUUUAUCAGAUGUGAUCGAAGAUCGCUAAUAAACAACGUGGCUCGAAGAGUUGAUCUCUGCAUGGCGUCGUAUCAAGAAGAUCUGAAAGCUAAGCGACAGAGAUUGACAGCUCUAUUAACAGCAGAAGAGGAAAAGAAUAUCCGUUUGUUCGUCGAACAAGCGCAGGCGGGUGCCGAGGCGGUUUGGCAAGAGAAGAAAGAUCGCCUCGCGUACUUACUCGCCAAGCGGAAGAAGGAACAUGAAGAUAAAUACAGAGAUGUACCGAUAUCAAAGUGCGUGCACGUACAACCGUGUUUGGUAAAGAUGCGUUCGAAGGAGUCUCAGGAAGGGCAGUUGUACCAGAUGAAGGAGAACUUGGCUAAGAAGAUGUCGGAGAUUGAGAUAGAGAAGAUGUGGCAUGCAGUCGCACUCAAAGAGGAUGACGCUUUGACAGCUCGAAUGGAAGUGGAUGCCAUGGAGCGUUUGCGCCGAGAACAAGAAUGUGCUAAAUACAGCAAGGACCUGAUCGCCCGAAGGAAGGAACAGAAACGCAAGGAGCAGGAGUUGCUGAAGGAGGAAUCUAAGAAGUUGAAGGAACUGUUUGAGGAGUAUAAGAGGAAGGAGGAAGCUGAUGAACGCGAGAGACAACAGAAGAGAAUACAAGCAGGCGAAGAACGUAAGGCGGCUAUCAGGGAACGGCAGGAGACUCUGGAGAAGCAACAAGCGGAGGCCAAGCUCAUCAACGACACGUGGGACUCGCUGUCUUCCAUGGGACUCAUGGACGAGAAAAAUAAGGAGGAUCUGAGGAAGAAGAAAGCGAGAGAAUUAAACGUCUGCAACAAGCAUAUAGUUCAAUUGAAAGAGGAGAAGGCGCGCAUUAUGGGGGCGGACGACCCGCUCUUUGAAGCCGAGGCGCGCAAGAUACAGGACGCCAUGGAUCAAAAGCGGUGCCAAGAAAUGAUGCGAGCUAAGAAGAUUAACGAUGAAGCCCGAGCCGGCGUUAAAGAACAAAUAAAAGAGAAUGCAGCUGCUCGAGCCAAAGAGACGGAGGCCCACCGCGAGGUGGUGCAGUACCAGCGCCAGCUGGGCGCGCAGCUCGACCAGCUCGUGCGGCACCGCGACCUCACCGAGGCACAGGCGCGCAAGCUGUUCCAAGCUCAACUACUGCAGCAGAUUCAGUAUAAUAAGCUUAUCAAGGAGCGUCAAAAACAGGAGGAUUUAGACCAAAGGAAUAAAUGCAUGAUGGCUGCAGAAGACUAUCAAAAUGAGAUCACCAAGAUCAUGUGUCGGUGA
This is a messenger RNA of Spodoptera exigua (beet armyworm), 4902 nucleotides long. NCBI's taxonomy places the organism in Eukaryota, Metazoa, Arthropoda, Insecta, Lepidoptera, Noctuidae. The record is from the annotation of a GenBank genome assembly.